Molecule: messenger RNA, 5141 nt
Organism: Mercurialis annua (annual mercury)
Lineage: Eukaryota; Viridiplantae; Streptophyta; Magnoliopsida; Malpighiales; Euphorbiaceae
Product: myosin-12
Exons: 40
Coding region: 354-5015 (1553 amino acids)
Biological process (GO): vesicle transport along actin filament; actin filament organization
Cellular component (GO): actin cytoskeleton; cytoplasm; vesicle
Molecular function (GO): microfilament motor activity; ATP binding; actin filament binding
Source: RefSeq, a predicted model, not a curated record
GACCACACCGACCAACACGGCGGCACGGGCCCGCCUGUAAGCGGCUCGGCUAGUGCAUGAAAGUGGGGAUAGUAAGUAAGUAAGUUGAUUAGAAGGGGUGGCUGCUGGCUGCUAAUUAGCUUUAGUUCUUUAAAAUGAAUUAAUUAAGCAAACAAAGCUGACACUUUUGAAUUCCUUUUUCAUCAUUCUUUUCAACUUUCUUCAUUCUUCUUUAAUCCAACACUUUACAGUAUACAAAUCUCAUACCAUUUGCCCUAAUAGUAAUACCUCUCUCUAACACCAUAUCAUCUUCAUCUUCAUGUUCUUCUUCUGCUGAUCAUUCUGGUCAACUUUGAGGAUCUUCCAUAAAAAUAAUGGGUGGUCCUGUAAAUAUUGUAGUUGGAUCACAUGUUUGGGCAGAGGAUCCUCAAGAAUCUUGGAUUGAUGGAGAAGUUACACAAAUUAAUGGCAAAGUUGCCACCAUAAUUACCACAAAUGACAAAACUAUAGUUGCAGAUAUUUCUAGCAUAUAUCCGAAGGACACAGAGGCACCGCCAGCAGGAGUUGAUGACAUGACCAAAUUGGCAUACCUCCAUGAACCCGGGGUCUUGCAUAACCUUGCUUGUCGAUUUUCUCUCAAUGAAAUUUAUACUUACACUGGGAACAUUCUGAUAGCAGUGAAUCCUUUCCAAAGACUGCCACAUUUAUACGAUGUUCAUAUGAUGGAGCAGUACAAGGGAGCUCCUUUCGGAGAGCUAAGUCCGCACCUUUUUGCUGUGGCAGAUACUUGUUACAGAGCAAUGAUAAACGAACAGGAAAGCCAGUCCAUUUUGGUAAGUGGAGAGAGUGGAGCUGGUAAAACAGAGACGACUAAAAUGCUCAUGAGAUACCUUGCAUUCAUGGGGGGCAGAUCAGGCACAGAAGGAAGAACUGUGGAGCAACAAGUUUUGGAGUCCAAUCCAGUUCUGGAAGCAUUUGGGAAUGCUAAAACCGUGAAAAACAACAAUUCGAGUCGUUUUGGCAAGUUCGUUGAGAUUCAAUUUGAUAAGCAUGGAAAGAUCUCUGGAGCUGCAGUUCGCACUUAUCUUCUUGAAAGGUCACGUGUUUGCCAAGUUUCCGAUCCAGAGAGAAACUAUCAUUGCUUUUACAUGCUUUGUGCAGCACCACCAGAGGAUGCAAAGAAAUUCAAGCUAGGGGAUGCAAAAACAUUCCACUAUUUAAAUCAAUCCAGCUGUUAUAAAGUAGCCAAUGUGGAUGAUGCCAGAGAAUAUAUGGAGACCAGAAAUGCAAUGGAUAUUGUAGGGAUAGGCCAGGAUGAGCAGGAUGCAAUAUUCCGUGUAGUGGCUGCAAUCCUCCAUCUUGGAAAUAUUGAAUUUAUCAAAGGAAAAGAAAUCGACUCCUCCAAACUUAAGGAUGAGAAAUCACGCUACCAUCUACAAACUGCUGCGGAGCUACUAAUGUGUGAUGAGAAGGCACUUGAAGACUCACUUUGCAAGCGUGUCAUAGUGACUCCUGAUGGGAACAUCACAAAACUUCUAGACCCAAAUGCAGCUGUGCUGAGUCGUGAUGCCUUCGCAAAGACUGUAUACUCACGGCUGUUUGACUGGAUUGUGGACAAGAUUAACAGCUCAAUAGGUCAAGAUCCCAAUGCAACAAGUAUAAUCGGAGUCCUUGAUAUUUAUGGGUUUGAAAGCUUCAAGAUUAAUAGUUUUGAACAGUUUUGCAUCAACCUGACCAAUGAGAAGUUGCAACAGCACUUUAACCAGCAUGUAUUCAAGAUGGAGCAAGAAGAGUACACAAGGGAGGAAAUAAACUGGAGCUAUGUAGAGUUCGUUGAUAACCAAGAUGUGUUGGAUCUUAUUGAGAAGAAACCCGGAGGAGUAAUAGCCCUGCUUGAUGAGGCCUGCAUGUUUCCCAAGUCCACUCAUGAAACAUUUGCACAGAAGAUGUACCAGACAUAUAAAGGACACAAACGCUUCAGCAAGCCAAAACUUGCUAGAACAGCCUUCACAAUCAAUCACUACGCAGGAGAUGUGACAUAUCAAGCUGACCACUUCCUUGAUAAAAACAAAGACUAUGUUGUAGCAGAACAUCAAGCCCUGUUAAAUGCAUCAAAGUGCCCUUUUGUCGCUAAUUUUUUUCCUCCACUACCUGAAGAGGCAUCAAAGCAGUCCAAGUUCUCUUCCAUUGGUACCCGCUUUAAGCAACAAUUACAAGCCUUAAUGGAGACGCUGAGCACAACAGAACCACAUUACAUCAGAUGUGUAAAGCCAAAUACAGUUCUAAAACCUGGAAUCUUUGAGAAUUUCAAUGUGCUGAACCAAUUACGAUGUGGGGGUGUACUAGAGGCAAUUAGGAUAAGCUGUGCUGGGUAUCCAACAAAAAGAACAUUUGACGAAUUCCUCGAUCGUUUUGGAAUGCUCGUACCUGAUGUUCUAGAAGGGUGUGAUGAAAAAACAGCAUGCAUUACCAUCUUGGAGAAGAUGGGUUUGAAGGGUUAUCAGAUUGGAAAAUUAAAGGUGUUCCUUAGAGCAGGGCAGAUGGCCGAGUUAGACGCACGAAGAACUGAAGUGUUGGCUACUUCUGCUAGACGAAUCCAGCGACAAAUUCGAACUCAUCUGGCACGAAAAGCGUUCAUCACAUUUCGGCGGGCUUCAAUUCAAAUGCAGAAACUCUGGAGAGCACAACUUGCACGUAAGCUCUAUGAAGAAAUGAGAGCAGAAGCAGCUGCAAUUCGCAUACAAAAGAACAUGCGUGCUCACACAGCAAGAGAACAUUACAAGAACUUGCAGAAAUCAGCUGUAAUGAUUCAAACUGGACUUCGAACAAUGACGGCGCGUAAUGAGUACAGAUCCAGAAGAAGAAUCAAGGCUGCAACUAUAAUUCAGACUGAAUGGAGAAGGUUCCAAGCUUGUUCUGCUUAUAACCAGAAGAAGAAAUCAACCCUAAUACUUCAAUGUCUUUGGAGGUCCAGAGUAGCAAAGAAGGAGCUUAGAAAGCUGAAGAUGGCUGCAAGAGAAACAGGGGCACUUAAAGAAGCUAAGGAUAAAUUAGAGAAGCGUGUUGAAGAGCUAACAUGGCGACUGGAGUUAGAAAAGCAAUUGAGGAUUGAUCUUGAAGGAGCUAAGGGGCAAGAAAUCACAAAGCUACAAAAUUCAUUGCAAGAUAUGCAAGGACAGCUCGAUAAAGCCUCGGCUGCAAUCAUCCAAGAGAAAGAAGCAGCAAGGAUAGCAAUAGAGCAAGCCCCACCGAUCAUCAAAGAGGUGCCUAUUGUGGACGAAACCAUGCUGGAGUUGCUAAAGCAUCAAAAUGGAGAACUGCAGGAUAUACUAAGAGAGACGAAGAAGAGAAUGGAAGAAUUUGAGGAAAAGUGUAGUGAACUAGAAAAGGAAAGCAAAUCGAGAUUAAAAGAGGCAGAAGAAGCGCAGCUGAAAACAAUGCAACUCCAAGAGAGCAUUGAGAGAUUAGAAUUGAACUUGACCAGUCUCGAAUCAGAGAAUCAGGUUCUACGCCAACAAGCUCUGGUUGCAUCAACUACAGAGGAUCUUUCAGAAGAACUAGAUGUCCUCAAGCAAAGGAUAAAAGACCUAGAAUCGGAGAAUGAAAUACUCCGCAAACAACCAGCUGUUGUAGAACAGACAGUGACUUCUGAAAAGACUCUCUCUCCAGUGAAGAACUUUGACAAUGCAAACCGAAGAAAAGAAGAGCUUCAAACGAUAAAAGAGCCAGAACCUCUUGCUACCCUCUUAACGAAACAAAGAUCCCUAACAGACAGGCAGCAGGAAAGCCAUGAUUUACUCAUCAAGUGCCUUGUAGAAGAGAAGCGAUUUGAUAAGAACAGACCGGUUAUUGCCUGUGUUGUAUACAAAUCAUUUCUUCAAUGGAGAUCAUUUGAAGCAGAGAAGACAAAUAUAUUUGAUAGGAUAAUUCAGACAAUCAGAUCAUGCAUAGAGAGUCAAGAUAACAUCAGUACCCUAGCGUACUGGCUGUCAACAACUUCAACCCUUUUGUAUCUUCUCCAAACUACUCUGAAGGCGAACAACACAGUAAAAGCAUCUUCACAGCAUUACCGAACCUCAUCUGCCACAUUAUUUGGCAGAAUGAUGCAGCCAUCUACAAUGGGACUGGGAAUGUCAAGUGGGUACAGUGGAAUGGUGGGAAAACCAAAUGAGCAAUUAAAAGUUGAAGCCAAGUAUCCAGCAUUACUAUUUAAGCAACAUCUAACUGCAUAUGUUGAGAAAAUAUACGGGCUAAUUCGUGAUAGUGUCAAAAAAGAGAUAAGUCAAUUCUUGCAUUUGUGCAUACAGGCUCCAAGAUCAAUUAGAGCUAGAUCAGUACGGGGGUCAUCUAGAAAUAUACAUUCAAAUAUUGUCGCAAGACAACAAGCAUCAAACAUACACUGGCAAAGCAUUGUUAACAAGCUAGAAACUACUUUGAGUAUACUGUUGGACAACAAUGUCCCUGCGGUGUUAACAGGAAAAAUCUUUAGUCAGGCCUUCUCAUUCAUAAAUGUACAGUUUUUUAACAGCUUAUUACUUCGACGUGAGUGCUGCUCAUUUAGUAAUGGAGAAUAUUUAAAGGCCGGUUUGCAAGAACUGGAUCAAUGGUGCCUCAAAGCAACAGAUCAGUUUGUAGGAUCAUCGAGUAAUGAACUCCAGCACAUAAAGCAAGCAGUUGGAUUUCUGGUUUUGCAUCAAAAAUCUCAAAAAUCAUUGGAUGAGAUAACAAAUGAACUCUGCCCGAUAUUGAGCAUUCCACAAAUAUAUCGCAUUGGGACUAUGUUCUGGGAUGAUAAAUACGGAACUCAAGGAUUACCUCCAGAUGUGAUUGGGAAGAUGAGAACACUUAUGACAGAAGAUUCAAUCAACAUGCCUAAUAAUUACUCAUUCUUGCUGGACGUUGAUUCAAGCAUACCAUUUUCAAUGGAAGAGAUGUUGAGAUGCUUUGACACAAUCAGUGUAUCGGACAUUGACCCGCCGCAGCUUCUCCGGCAAAGAUCGGACUUCCAUUUUUUGUUUCAAACGACGGAUUUGUGAAUAUGAGUGAGUGAGUGAGUGGGUGUGAUUGGUUUUUGUUGUAUAGUUGAGACUUGAGAGGGUGUGAGUGAUUUUUUGUGAAUGUAAUUUAUUUUUUCUUUCAUUCUUUUUGCUACCAAUUUUAUU